GGAUACACAAACACAGAUUAUAACUAGAUUGUUUAGAUGUGAUUCUACUUUUGAUUGAUUGGUUGUGAAGAUUUAAAGUUUCAGAUUUAAAAAUGAGUCGCGAAGUAAGUUUGGACCCUGAUAUAACAGCCUCAUUUGUAAACAGAUAUUUGGAAGAUACAGUAAAAUGUCUAAAUCAAUUGUGUACACAGGCUGAGAUUGAAAUGAUGAAAAUAUGGCGCCAGCUUCAGCAACUAGAAGACAGCUUAGAAAUUGUUGAGUAUAAACUUAAUUCAAUUCCUGGGUUGGAAACUCAAUUGAAUCAGUUGAAAGAAAAUAGUGAUUCUAAACCCAGAGAGCCAUCAGCUGGUUUAUCAGAACCAACAACUAUCACAUCAACUAAUCCACCAUCAGCUGAAAACCCUGCUAAAAAAUCCGUUGAGAAAUCAGCUGAUUUAGAGGUAAAUUCAACAGCUGAAGUAUCAUCUGACUCUGCAACUGAAGUCCCUGCUGAAACAGCAGUAUCUGCACCAACUGUGUCUGGAACCAAAGCUUGUGAUCACCCAAGGUAUCAGAAAUAUUUCAAAAUGUUGAAACUAGGAGUUCCCCUUCAGGCUACGAAAAACAAGAUGGCACUAGAGGGACUUGACGGAAGUGUUCUAGAUACCCCUGAUCUACUCAUGCUAGAUUCUCAGGACCAGGUUUAAUUCAAUUAUUAUUAUUAUCAUUA
This is a messenger RNA of Eurytemora carolleeae, 709 nucleotides long. RefSeq names its product WASH complex subunit 3 (gene CCDC53). Bases 93 to 686 code for a protein of 197 amino acids. The transcript is spliced from 8 exons. Gene Ontology annotation, cellular component: WASH complex. NCBI's taxonomy places the organism in Eukaryota, Metazoa, Arthropoda, Copepoda, Calanoida, Temoridae. Gene Ontology annotation, biological process: actin filament polymerization; exocytosis. The record is from RefSeq and is a predicted model, not a curated record.